Phytophthora nicotianae INRA-310 is the source of this 1640-nucleotide messenger RNA. RefSeq lists its product as hypothetical. Gene Ontology annotation, molecular function: DNA binding; DNA-(apurinic or apyrimidinic site) endonuclease activity; 4 iron, 4 sulfur cluster binding. Bases 316 to 1179 code for a protein of 287 amino acids. Gene Ontology annotation, cellular component: nucleus. The record is from RefSeq and is a predicted model, not a curated record. Gene Ontology annotation, biological process: base-excision repair; base-excision repair, AP site formation; nucleotide-excision repair. NCBI's taxonomy places the organism in Eukaryota, Oomycota, Peronosporomycetes, Peronosporales, Peronosporaceae. The transcript has 4 exons.
GAACAUCCGAAGAAAUCCAGCAAAGACUUUUGGUCCUUGUGGCCUUGUUUUCUUCCAGUUCACAGAGCAUGUUCUGCAUUUCUCGCAAUCCACUCACCGAUCUACCCGAUACUCCAGUCGCACCGGCACGAACGAGAAGCUUACCAAUCCACAUUGCUCUUUAAUUGCUUCUAGCUCAGGGUUCUCCUCCUUACUACUCUCCAUAUACUCGGAUCCAUUUUUUUAGGUAUAUUCACAGACAGGAAUACCUUUAGACAGGAAUGGCUUACAGAGGUGUGACUGCCGAUUGGAUAGACUGAAUCUCUAUUUCAAUUGAUGCUGAGACGAAUUUUCGGGUGGUCGUCUCCUCUACCCAAGGCUGCCGUCACUAGACUAGGAGUCAUGCGUCUACGCAGCAGUGGACCUGUAGAAGGAGAUGACAUAUUAGUGCAGAAGGUCGUCGUGAAGAUCGAGGCGGCAUGUCUGCCAUCUCCACAGCGACAAGCACGUUGCGAGGACGAAGCGUUGGGCAUGAAACGCGAGAAGAAGGAUGAAACCCCACUGACCCCCAAGAAGAAAGCAAAGAAAGCCAAGAUCAAGAAGGAGCGAGUUCCUCGUAAGGAGCCCAAUGGCUGGAAGGAAAUUCUGCAUGGAAUCCAGCAGAUGCGCGCGAAGAAGGAUGCUGAGGUGGACAAAUACGGGUGUGAGGUGUUCUUCGACGAGAGCUUUCCACCUCAUGUAUGUCGCUUCCACGUGCUCAUCGCUGCCAUGAUGAGCAGCCAGACUAAAGACCCAGUCAACGCCGCAGCAAUGGGUCGCCUUAUUAAACAUGGGUUGACAGUGGAGUCGAUGCUUGAGAUCGAGCUACAGGAACUCGCACAGCUGAUCCGACCCGUGGGUUUCUUCAACCACAAGGCCAAGUACAUUAAGCAGACAGCAUCGAUCUUGACCAAGCAGGCUGAGGCGGAAGGCAAGGAAGUCGUUGAUAUUCCGAACACGUACGAAGGGCUAAUUGCGCUACCCGGAGUCGGUCCAAAGAUGGCGACGCUUGUGAUGAAUAGCGCAUGGCAGAAUACUGUUGGAAUUUGUGUGGAUACACAUGUGCAUCGCAUCUCAAAUCGCCUUAAAUGGGUCAAGACUUGGAACAAGAACAACCCCAAAUCGCAGAAUCCGGAGAAGACUCGAGCGGUACGGAUUUAAAUUGCUCGAUCGAUCAUGGACGUACCUGUAUUAUUCUAAUAAGGUAAUUGAAACACAGGAGCUUGAGGACUGGCUACCAAAGGAACACUGGGGGCCCAUCAACCCGCUGCUGGUUGGUUUCGGACAGACCAUUUGUCUUCCUCGAGGUCCAAAAUGCAGUGAAUGCAAAAUCCGAGGCAUUUGUCCGUCGGCAAACAGCUCUGCAAUAUAAGUCAAACGAUUACAUACUCGAAUGGUGUUGCAUUCAAUGCGUCCGCUAGCUUCUUGUAAAAGCCCAUACGCGACGACAGCUUAAACGUUAGUAGUGGAACCUCCUGAUACUGAUUUACAAAGUCAUGCUGAGGUCGCACUACUGUCUAAAGGAUAUUGAUACUACAUGCAGUACAUAAGCACACAUUCGAAAGCAAAGCAGCACGCUGUAAUUCACUACAUAAUACACCUAAUGGUACAUGGAUGUCGUG